Messenger RNA from Carya illinoinensis, 990 nucleotides. RefSeq names its product tropinone reductase-like 1. Bases 330 to 731 code for a protein of 133 amino acids. NCBI's taxonomy places the organism in Eukaryota, Viridiplantae, Streptophyta, Magnoliopsida, Fagales, Juglandaceae. Gene Ontology annotation, molecular function: oxidoreductase activity. The transcript has a single exon. The record is from RefSeq and is a predicted model, not a curated record.
AGGCAAAGUGGCAGUUAUUACAGGUUGAGCAAGCGGAAUUGGAGCAAGUACAGUGCAUCUGUUCCACGAACAUGGAGCCAAGGUUGUUAUUGCAGAUAUAAAAGACAACCUAGGUCAAGCCAUUGUUGAAAAGCUUGGAGAAAGGGUUAGCUACAUCCAUUGCGAUGUCUCCAAUGAAGAUGAUGUCUGCAAUCUUAUUGACACCAUCAUAGCCAAACACGUACAGCUUGAUAUAAUGUACAGCAAUGCAGGCAUCAUCGACAGUCCCAAGCUAUAUGAGAAUUCUGGACAGCACUAAAACAUAUAUAAAAUGAGUUCUAGGAGUAAACAUGGUUGGCGCUUUCCUGGAAGCCAAACAUGCUGCAAGAGUCAAGAUACCACAGCGCAAGGGUUGCAUAUUAUUUACAAGCAAUGCUUCUGCAUCGAUUGCAGGGCUUUCAUCUCAAGCUUAUGCAGCCUCGAAAAGUGGACUUUUGGGGCUGGUUAGGAACUUGGCAGCUGAGCUUGGCCAAUAUGGAAUAAGGGUUAAUUGCAUGUCACCUUAUGCUGUUGUGAUUAGUAGUGGAAUGUUACAACAAAGUGCAGAAGAGGCAGCAAAAACCGAAAUGCCAGUGAAUGAAAUUGGUAAUUUAAAAGGACAUAUUCUCAAGGCAAUAGAUGUAGCAAAGGUAGCACUCUAUUUGAUUAGUGAAGAUGCAAAUUGUUGGAAGGAAGGCCGACUAUUAGAGUAAAAGACACCUCUACUUCAUCUCAGCAAUCCCAAGUGCUACUUGACUCUAGCAAGGAAGAACAAUGUAUUGCUUAAUGCCAGAGUGGUCUCCUAUUCAGCAUCUACCUUUUCCUCUUAAUUUGUUUGUCUGUUUAAUUCUAAUUGAUUGUAUAAAAAGGGAAAGUUGUUGUAACGGCCUUGUACUCACUGCUUCUAGAAAUUCUAUGCACGCAAUCUGCUUGCUGAAAUGCCAGAAUAUUCUGGGACAAAUUUGUCCUUAA